AUGCGCAUGUUUGCGCAGUACUGCUGGGUCGAUAUGGGUCGCGUCUACGAGCUUUCGACCACGGCACGGCGCCAAGCGCGGUGUGAUCGCAGUAUGACGCACAACGGCGCCGUGUAUUGGGAGCCGCUGCUGCGCAACUCGCUUCAGCAAGAUGUUGCCCAUAGCUCGUAUUCCAGCGCACUGCAAGCGUCCAUUUUCGACGUCGUUCAGAGUUCGCCAUCGGGUUCUGUCUGGCUCGCUUCUCUCUGGGCGAAGCCGUGGCCAAUCAUCGCCGACGAAGUGGCUUUCUGGCACGCCAAUGGCCUAACGUACUGGCAGACUCAAUUGACCAACUACUACGAACAAGGACUCCAGGAGACGAUUGAGAUUGAGAAUGCGCUCGGUUUGCGGACGAGCAUCACGAUUCACUCGACGUCACAGAGCUACCGCGGUUUGUCGGUGUGGUCGCUCGUCUAUACGUACGCUGGUGUGUGGAACGACUUGCUCGAGUGCCAAGUCAUCAGCUGCAGUCUCAUUCGCGGUGCCAACGCGUACUCGGACAUGGUCAAGCAAGAGUGGGACGUGCGCGCGUACCGCUUGCCAGUCAACGACACGCUGGUGCAGUUGGUGGGUACGGAAUUUGGGACCGCCUCGCCCAACCUUCUCUGGCCUUCAACGACUCCAUUAUGA
Saprolegnia diclina VS20 is the source of this 669-nucleotide messenger RNA. RefSeq lists its product as hypothetical. The transcript is spliced from 2 exons. NCBI's taxonomy places the organism in Eukaryota, Oomycota, Saprolegniomycetes, Saprolegniales, Saprolegniaceae. Bases 1 to 669 code for a protein of 222 amino acids. The record is from RefSeq and is a predicted model, not a curated record.